UUCACCAACAAUUGUGAUAUCAUUUCAGUCUCCCUUGUGUCACAGAUUUGUCACAGUCUAUAGCCACAUAACUGCCAUAUGUGGGGUGAAAUCUUUGCUCCAGGUCACAGAUAAGGCACCCCUAACAGUUUUUCCAAUGAUAUUAGAUUUGGAUUGAAAGCACAUAGGCGUUCAAUAAUUCUACAUAAUUAAGGCAAGGUAGAUCAGAUAUUAACAUGGUCAGGCCAUUUCACGCAGCAUCAGUAGCAAGGGUUAUGUAAAUGCUUAAUAGAACCGGCUAUUAUUAUUGAGCUGGCUUCGACUGGAAAAACACCACAAUCACCACAAGUCAAUAUUUUUUUUGUUAUUGUCCAGUGUUUGGUAGUGUUGAGAAUGCUGCUGAUCCAAAACAGAGUUAAAUUUACCUAGCAGUUUUGUACAAGUCUGUCUGUGCAUGACAGAUAAACAGGUUGGGAAGAUAAAUCAAUAAUUCUUUUCGUACCUUAGGAUAGGAAUGACCAUGAUUUUAAUAUCUGGAAACAUUCUAUACAUGAUUCAGGGGCAAUGACAGUUGGUGACAACAUCUGUAAAUGUGAGAAAAGAUGACAUUUCCUUAUGGACAUGUCUCAAUCAAGAAAUCAAGGUCAGAAGACAAUGUCCGAAUUAGUGAAGCUGUGAUUGUGAAUUUGGAUACUGUGACCAACGCGAUUUGGAUGCUGUGACCAACAUCUGAGUUUCACUUUGUACACUGAUAUUUCCCUUUCAUCAGUUUUGUGAAUUGAUAUAAGAAUUUUUAACUGCUUCAAGAUGUCUUCGAAUGGAAGUUUUCUAAACUUCAAAUAUCCUAUUGGUCCACAUGAUUCUACCAUGGAAAUAAACAAUCACUUUUCUCCGGUCAGUCGGAAGACAGAAAUUACUCCAUCUCCACUCGCCUCCCCGGUGUUAAGUCGCCGCCCACCACAGAGUAAUUACUUCCCAGACCAUCAGCUACAGCAACAGAUUGCAUCAUUGAAACAACAGCAGGAUUUGCAGCAACAACUUUUACUACAACAGUUCCAGCAACAGCAGCAACAGUUAGCACAGGAACAUGAACAGCAGCUUCAGGAACACAUCAAGGUCAACAUGCAUCUGGUUCUACUCCAAAAACAGCAGGAGUUUAUUGAACAACAGAAGAAGUUAGAAGAGCAACAUAGACUUGAAAAGGAACUAUUGGAAAAGGAAAGACUAGAACAGAUAAAGAAUAAAAAUAAGAAUGAAGAGAGUGCCAUAGCAUCUUCAGAGGUAAAACAAAGACUCCAAGAAUUUGUUUUGACGAAGAAACAAAGAGAAGCUGCAGCACGGAACUCUCCACCACAAUAUCGGCAUUGGGCUGAUCAAAGUUCACCACCACAGACAGGGUUGUCUCCCCCUUACGGGCCACAUUUAUUAGGAAAAUAUGAAGAUGACUUUCCGUUACGGAAAACAGCCUCAGAACCCAAUCUUAAAGUGCGCUCUGCUCUGAAGCAGAAAUUGGAAAGCCAACGGAGAAUUACUCACAGCCCGAUUCUCCGAAGGAAGGAAAAGCUGGGACAAGCUUAUCUCAAACGUAAAACUCCGUUAUCAAUCGACUGUAGCAGUAAUUCUGAUUCGGGCCCUAACUCCCCCUCCAGCGGUCCCCACGGGAACAUGCCAAAUGGAAGUCUUGCACCUCUUCACUCCAAGGAGGAGAACGGAGCUUACCCAUUCUUGUCAGUCUACAGAUCCAUGGGAUACCAUGGUACAAACGAUCUCUACCCAUCACCAUCCAUGCCUAACAUAUCAUUAGGUCGCCCACCCUCAUCAUCACAGGGAUCAAAUAGUAACAGUUCAUCAGGGCCAUCAGAGUCAGAUCUAAGGGCCAUGGAAGCAGCCCGACAUGCGAUUCCUCUCUCUGGCCACCACAUGCAUGGAGCACUUCCAUUUUACCCAUCUUUACCAGCUAUAGACGGAGAAUUUAAUCCUCAAACAAAUCCAACAUACAUAUCUGCACAUGUAAAAGCAUUAGAGGAAGCACGCAGCCAAAGUCAGGGUAAACUGCAACAGAUGCCAAUGGGGGCCAGCCCCUACACUGCCAUUCCUGGGGCAGCUGUCCCACCUGGUAGUGCCGCUUCUGAGGCUCACCAGGCACAAAUUCAUAGGCACAAAAAAUUAGGGCGAACACAGUCAGCACCGUUACCCCUAGGCCACCCAUACCUACAGCAGCACAUCCUGCAACAACAACAGCAGCAACAGCAACAACAACAACAACAACAGCAGCAGCAACAACAACAACAGCAGGAGAAGAAAAUGAAGGAGAAGAUGUUCGUAAAGCAACACAUACGCCAGGCAGUAUUACAGCGGGCCAACAGCAAGACACACAUGGAAAAUGUGGAUGAGGAAACGGAGGCCAAACUACAGCAGGAAAUGCGAGAAACAAGGGAACAAAAUGAAUGUAUUGUCAUCAAAGAUAACAAAAUGGAUGACUCGUCAAGUAUGGAGAAGACACCAGAUCGAGAAACAUUCCCUGCCCACCAUCGUGAGGCUGUCCGACCGCGACACAAAGGACCUUCCCACCACCGCCCACUCGCACGCACACAGUCUAGCCCACUCGUCACUUUUUCAAUGCCCCCUCAGCAGCCCUCGGAGUCCAGCCCAGUUAGAUACACUUUUACAACAGGGUUAGCUUAUGACUCGAUCAUGCAGAAGCAUGAGUGUACGUGUGGUAACAAUGCCAAUCACCCAGAGCAUGCUGGUCGUUUACAGAGCAUCUGGUCUCGUCUCCAGGAACGUGGUCUCAACACUCGCUGUGAGAGAAUUAAAAGUCGAAAAGCUACGAUGGAGGAAUUAAAAAGUUGUCAUACAGAGGCCCACACAUUACUAUAUGGUACAAAUCCCCUAAACAGACAAAGGCUUGAUCCUCGCUUGUUUGAAAAUUCACGUUUUUGUUUGUUACCAUGCGGAGGUGUAGGAGUAGACUCAGACACUGUAUGGAAUGAACUAAAUACAUACAUUGCCGCUCGAACAGCUGCGGGCUGUGUAACAGAAUUAGCUACCAGAGUUGCCGCCGGAGAGUUGAAGAAUGGUUUUGCCAUUGUACGGCCACCUGGACACCAUGCAGAAUCUCACCAAGCUAUGGGCUUCUGCUACUUCAACUCGAUAGCUAUAGCUGCCAAACAGUUGAGGGAAAAAUGUAAACAAGAAAGAGUUCUAAUUGUCGACUGGGAUGUUCACCAUGGAAACUCCACACAGCAGAUGUUUUAUAGCGACCCCAACGUGUUGUAUAUUUCAAUGCAUCGUCACGACAAUGGCAACUUUUUCCCAGGCACUGGCUCUCCGGGAGAAUGCGGGGAGGGAAAGGGACUUGGAUUCAAUGUCAAUAUUGCCUUUGGAGGUGGUCUGAACCCACCAUUAAAGGAUGCGGAAUAUCUGGCAGCAUUUAGAACGUUAGUGAUGCCAAUAGCCAAGGAAUUCCGCCCUGAAAUGGUGUUGGUGUCUUCGGGAUUUGAUGCAGCUGUGGGUCACGCGGCUCCUCUUGGGGGAUAUGAAGUCUCGGCUGCAUGUUUUGGUCACAUGACUCGAGAGUUGAUGGGGUUGGCGGAUGGCAAGAUUAUCCUGGCCCUAGAGGGAGGAUAUGAACUAACCGCCAUUUGUGAUUGUACAGAGAUGUGUGUGAAGGCCCUUUUGGGAGACGAGCUGCCUCCGUUGAAAGAGGAAGAGCUAUGCAGGUCACCAUGCCAGUCGGCUCUUGAAACAAUAGAGGAAGUUAUCAAGAUACAAGCUAAACAUUGGAUGUGUGUAGAGCGACACCUGGCCACAGUGAGAUGUUCGCUGGUCGAAGCACAGAAGCAGGAUGUAGAAGAGGCAGACACAGUCACAGCGCUGGCGUCAUUGUCAAUGGUUGCAGGAAAGAGGAGUGAUUCUGUGGAACAGGAGUCGGAACCAAUGGAGGAGGAGCAAUCCUAACGAUUUAUCAUGUGAUCCUGAUACUGGUCCAAUACCAUUGGUUGUUGUGUUGCCUUGACGACCUUCUUGACGACCUGUCAUGAAGUGGACAGUCACUUGCUACAAUGAGCUGCAGGUCGGCGUUUUGUAGCAUGAUGGUAGUGCUUUGUGACAGUGGUGGUUACGCCCCCUGGUGGUGCUUUGUUACACUCGACAAGUCAAGAGGCAAUUUUUGUCAAUGUUGUAGCCUUAGAAUCCACAUGGUGGAUUUCAUAGCAAAGUUGUGGCAACCCCCGUGGAGUUAUCUCCCCUGACGUGAUGGUUUUUUGUGUAGAGUUGUCUCUCCUCUCCCAUGCUUUGUUUAAGAGAGAUAAACUACACAACCUGUUUAGGUGUAUGUUGUAUGACAUUAGAAAGCACACAAAGGAUUUUUGUUCGUUGUACAACUGUGUGUUACAUGACAGUGCAUUACUUGUAUUGUAAUAUUACUCUGUUAAAGGUGUAACUUGUUAAAAAAUGACCGGUGUAUUUGUACAGAAGAACAGUGGCCGACUAACCUGUACAGUGAAGCCUCCUGAGAAUUGGCUGUUGGUCGACCAGCAGGAGGAGACACGCCUGUACUCAGGAGAGUUCUGGUGCAAUUUGUGUCUGUGAUAGCAUGUUAUUAAGUAGUUACACAUCCCUUCAUGUUACAUUGUAUUUGAUUGGUUAAUCACUGUCACCUGACAUUUAGAAUGUUUAUUUUGAUUGGUUGAUAUGAUUACGGUGUCAAAAUGACAUUGUUAUUUUUUGACUCACUGAUAUACUCGGUCACAAUGAUGAGAGAAUUUAUUUUGCUUGAUUCUUUCACAAUGCCAUGUGACUGAAUCUUGUCUUUUUAUUAGUAGAUGUUCUAGUAUCAUUAGAUUUAGGAGAUCUGGAGCAUGAAGGCAGAUAUGUUCAUAUCCGUUGUAACAAGUUUUGAGACUUUUGCAAUGGAUAUAUAUAAAAAGAUUUGAUUGUUGUGUUGGUUACAUAUUGUACAAGAGAUCUGAACAGGACUGUUACAGUCAUAUAUCCCUGUUGGUGUCUUUACGGUAUAAAAUAUUCAUCUUUACAUUGAGUGUUGUCCAGUGACAUUUGUUUUCAAAGCUGUAUGUUGAAUUUCUUGAUAAUGUCUUGUACAGUAUUGAAAUAGUGAUAUAUAAUUAAUAUUUGAAUUUAUUCUAUAGUGUUGUUAGAUUUCAAAUUUUAAAAGAAUUUUUUUUUCUUGGACUCGAUUUUGACAUUUCAUUUUUUAAAUAGAUUCAGACUAUAGUUAUGGUUAAAGAAAUAUUUGAAAAAAAUUGUUUUGAUGUUGUGGUAAUAGAUCAUCAAAAUUAUGAUUAUUCUUUUUGAAUCAUUUCUGUAUAUAUUGAAUGAGAAGACUUUGUCUAUGGGUAAGAUACCCAUAUAGGCUAAAUAUUGUUUGUCUGGAUUUUUCACAAGUCACAAAUUCACCGAUGCCUUUUUCAUUCUAAUUGUGGUGUUUUAAGCUUUGGACUCAUCAAGUCAUAUUUUGAUCUUACAAUGAAAACAAUCUUUAAGAAUUUUUUGACAUUUUUAAUUAUGAAAACAAAACAUUUUACAUAUAAAUAUUAUACAUAUAUAAAUAUAUAUAUAUUUGCAAAUUGAAAUAUAGUAAUUUGUCUAUUGAUUGUUAAACAUUGUAUUUUGUAGAAUUGUUUGGGUUACCAUAGUAACUGGUGACAACAUUUUGAUUGAGUGGUAUUAUGUUCAUUGUUGACCAAUGGUCAAAUGAUUUCAACAGACACACCCUAAUGUCAUUAUAGUAUAGGCCCAAAGGCCUAACCUAAAAUGAUCUGUUAGGGUUAUCAAGUUUUUCAACAGCCCACUUUGUUAUUGAGGGUUGAAGAUUUUGAAAUUUAAUUUUUAUUGAAAAAUGCUAAGAAAUUUUGGCAAAAUUUAAUUCUUUACAUUGCUAUUAAAGGUUAAAUUUUGAAAUUUUGUAUUUGAUGUAAAAAGUAAUAUUUUUCAUAUAAUUUGAAUCUUUUGAGUAGAUCAAGAAUUAUUCAAUUAUUUUCCAGCAUAUUUUUCAUUACAACCAAGAUUUUUUUUUUGUGAAGCCAUCAAUUUGGAGCUAAAACAGCUCAAUCAAUGUGUUCUCUUUUAAACUUCAGUCAGAGGAAAUAUUUAUCCUCCUUAAAUCAAUUCAGUGUAUAAAAUAAGUUUUAACUGAUUUUGAGCCAAAAUGUUUUUACCAUUACAAGAUAUUCAUGAUAAAAGCAAUGCAUUAACUAACAAUAUGAUCGAAGCUUUGAAUUCAACUAAAGAUACAUAUUGAUUCGCCAAGUAACAAAAAUAAAAACAAAAAAUAUUCAGUCAAAAUAUAUAAAAUGAUCUCAUUAACUAAUUAAUAACAUGUUGAUUACCAGGGUAAAAAGUUUACCAUGUUUGGAGUAAAUUGAAAUCAUUUACAACAUGAAAUUCAGCUGAUAUUUUGAAAUGUUAAAAAUUAAACAUUUAUAUAUUUGAAAGGAAGAAAAUCAAAAGAUGAAAAAGGCUAAAAUAGGCCAAAUCAGUGAACAGCCAGAUAAAGUAUUAAAUACGUAGAGUAUUUUAUAAUAACAAUAUACUUGCCAACCUCUUGGAAUGUGUGUGUUCAAAAAUUCAAACCCCAUAAAAGGACAUCCAUUUACCUCUUCUUGACAAUAUCUUGACAAUACCUUAAAACAAUAUAUUAUAAAUCACUGUUUUUGUUUGAUUAAUUGGAAUAUUAAAAAAAAUAUAUAGGGUCCAAAUUUGUGAGUCUCCCUCCAUGAUAGGGAAGGUUGGCAGUUGUAUCAGAGAAUGUAUUUGAUAGCACUUGGACAAUUUUUUGAAAGACAAUACAUUUUUGAUUGUUCAUAAAGUGUUGCAUCUGUGUUGGGAACAAUUUCAGUAGGUAUUUUUGAUUUUUUUUCAGUUUGACUUUUUAUAACUUAGUAUUAACAGUUUCUGGUAGAAGUAUCAAUUCAAAAGUUUUUUCUUUAGAUCUUUUUUUUUUUUAAUUAUUGUCAUGUACAUGAUGUUUUAUUCAAAAUACAUGUACAUAGAAUCUUUCUACAUUGUUAAAUUGAUUUUUAAAGUCUUUUGGAACACUUUGAAAGUAGAUAAUGAAAUGGAAUUUUCAUACGUUCAUGUACAAUAAAUUCCUAAUAUUUUAUUGAUAUCAACCACGGAAUGCAAAAUCUUUACCUUGGGUCAGACUUUGCCUCAGACUUUAAUAAAAUGUUUCCAAUUCAGAAAUUGAAUCUUAUUGUCUAAUGAAAAUUUUACCAAGCUUGCAAAAUGUCUUUAAUUUAGAUGCAGAACUUUAAUCAAUUUUUAAAAAAAACAACCAAUGCUUCAGAUUCAGAAAAUGGCGCUGGGGACUUUGAAUAUUCCUCUUGAAACACAAUAAUAUGUAUCUAUAAUAUAUUCACCCACACGGAUGUGACGUCAGGUUAUGUUGCAAUUUUAAACUUUCAGAUAGCAUUUAAAUUUGGACCAGAUUGUUUUGUGAUGUAGUAUUUGACUUUUAUAACAGUCAAGUCUGUGUCACAAUAAUAUUUUAUUACAUGUAAUUAGUUAAAAGUGUAUUUUCCCACUUAAUUCAAAUAAAAGUAGCAAUAUUUAAAUAAUUCUUUCUUUUUCACUUCAGUGUUUUGAAAUUUACACGUGUGCCUGACAGUGAAAUAUGACAAUGUCUUAUUACAGACCUUGAGUGUAUAAUUACCAGCCAAACUUUCCCUUAGCUUUUUGUCUGUUAAUUGUCAUGUGCCCGAUGAAAUCAAUUAGCAAUUUUUUUCUAAUAGUUUGCUUUACAUUGUCCAUGUUGUAAUCUGGCCAAACAUCUUUUGGUUCACUUGGUAAUGUAAUGGGUUUUUCCCUCAGAAACUGAAGUUGGUUUGAUUUUGAAGAAAAUUGCUUUUUGUAUAUUAAGUGUAUUGAGAAUAGUGUUUUUAUUUUUUUUUUAUUUUAUUUUUUUUUUAUUUUGUAAAGAUUGUUGUAAUUGCAUUGAUCACAAAGAUAGUGAGUGACAUGAAAGUAUUAAUUAUGAUGAUUUAUAUGGACAAUUCAUGUAUCAAAAUCACAUUCUUCUUGUUAAAUUUCAAGGGGGAAAAAUACCAGCCAAAAUGUUCUGAUUUCCAAUCGACAACAUUUACAUUAUAACAUGUUACUUGAAAAAUCAAUAAGCAUCAGAAAUGUAUUUAACUAUUCAACAAUUUGCCAUACGCAAAAUCUUUUGCUAAAAUUUUUGAAGUUCUUCACCAGAGUGAAGUUUUGACAACACAUAUACAUUUUACUUACCUCUAUAAUAAAACACAAAUCGUCAACGCUCUUGUUAGCAUCUGCCAGUAAAAAAAAGAAAGUCAGCAUUUUGAAGAUCCAUAAAUCCUGAACAUGUAUUGAUCAUUCAUCAUUUUAUUCUGAAUCAUUUAAAUCAAAUUUAGAUAUUAAUUUCAUUCCAUACUGCAAAAUUUAUUACAAUUCCAUUGUGUUUGGUUGUUAAGUCAGAAAAUUUUCAAUCUUCCAUACUCAUAGACAUUGAUAUAAGAUCCAGCUAUUUAAAGACAAAGUCAGUUAUUUAUUGCCUUUUUAUAUUGGAAUACUCAUCAGGUCCAUUUCAAAAUCUGCUGACUUCACUCACCCAGUUUUCUUAAGCAUAAAGUUAGAAAUCAUUAUUGUAGCAUUUACACCUCAAAGUCAUGACGAAAUUAUAUAUAUAUACAUAACUAAAGACAUUAUCACUAAGCGAAAAGGUCACAACCAAUUCAAAACAACAAAUUUGCAUUUUUUACCACUUUGUUUUAAGAUGUUCCUGCAAAUUCAUGUUUGAAGUAUAUAUUAUAAGCCUUCGUUGGAAGUAGUGCUACGUUUUAUAUACAAUGCUAUGUCUCUUGUUUAAUUAUAAUGUAAAAAUUCUUGUCAUAAUUUGUGAAGUAAACAAAUGUGUUUACAGUCAGA
Molecule: messenger RNA, 8886 nt
Organism: Pecten maximus
Lineage: Eukaryota; Metazoa; Mollusca; Bivalvia; Pectinida; Pectinidae
Product: histone deacetylase 4-like
Exons: 25
Coding region: 787-3939 (1050 amino acids)
Biological process (GO): chromatin organization; negative regulation of transcription by RNA polymerase II
Cellular component (GO): histone deacetylase complex
Molecular function (GO): histone deacetylase activity
Source: RefSeq, a predicted model, not a curated record